Messenger RNA from Ochotona princeps (American pika), 2398 nucleotides. It is a transcript of the gene RELL1, whose product is annotated as RELT like 1. Gene Ontology annotation, biological process: positive regulation of p38MAPK cascade. The coding region runs from base 109 to 924 and encodes 271 amino acids. The record is from RefSeq and is a predicted model, not a curated record. Gene Ontology annotation, cellular component: plasma membrane. The transcript has 7 exons. NCBI's taxonomy places the organism in Eukaryota, Metazoa, Chordata, Mammalia, Lagomorpha, Ochotonidae.
GGGUCGGCGACCGAGGUCUGAGUCUCAGUCCGCCCGCGCGCCGGAGCAGCACCGCCGGCUGGAGCGCGGGACCGGGCGCACCGGGGAGGAGGGCGCAGGGACCCGGCGAUGGCUCAACCGAGACUGCCCGCGUCCACCGUCCUCGCCGCUGCCGUCUUCGCGGGAGGCGCCGUGUGUUCACCGCUGGUGGCCUCGGACAAUGGCAGUGGCCACACGUUGCACUCCAGAGCCGAGACAACCCCAUCACCCCACAACAACACGGGGAACGGACACCCAGAAUACAUUGCCUAUGCCCUUGUCCCUGUGUUCUUUAUCAUGGGUCUGUUUGGCGUCCUCAUCUGCCACCUGCUUAAGAAGAAAGGCUAUCGUUGUACAACGGAAGCUGAGCAAGACAUCGAAGAGGAAAAGGUGGAAAAGAUAGAAUUGAAUGACAGUAUCAAUGAAAACAGUGACACUGUGGGACAAAUUGUCCACUACAUCAUGAAAAAUGAAGCGAACGCCGAUGUCUUAAAGGCCAUGGUAGCAGACAACAGCCUGUGCGAUCCAGAAAGCCCUGUGAGCCCCAGCACGCCCGGGAGCCCCCCUGUGAGUCCCGGGCCCUUGUCCCCAGGGGCCACCCCGGGGAAGCAUGUCUGUGGCCACCAUCUGCACACAGUGGGCGGCGCUGUCGAGAGGGAUGUGUGUCAGCGGUGUCGGCACAAGCGAUGGCAUUUCAUAAAGCCUACCAACAAGUCCAAAGAGAGCCGACCCAGGCGCCAAGGAGAAGUCACCGUCCUCUCUGUGGGCAGGUUUAGAGUCACAAAAGUGGAACACAAGUCCAACCAGAAGGAGCGGAGAAGUUUGAUGUCUGUGAGUGGGGCCGAAGGCGUCAACGGGGAGGUGCCCGUAACCCCUGUGAAGAGAGAACGGAGUGGCACGGAGUAGCAGCGGUGACUUGAUUGGAAGACUUGUAAGAGACCCAAAGCUUAGAAGAGAGCAAGUUGCCUCGGAAAUAUUUUUAUACAUUUUAUAUUGUUUCUAUCAAGAAGUCAGCAGGCCUGGGAAUGGAAGCCUAAAAAGGGGGUAUUGUUAACUGUGCUGGAUGACGAAGUCCUGGGCUUUGCAACAGGUUUUCUCCUCAGAAGCCUGUUGACCUUCUGCGUUGCUGGGGAAGGAAGGAGCUUCUCUUUUAUCUGCAUGACCAUUCCCGGCCACGGCCCGCCUUGGUGGCACGCACUGCCGUUCUCUUGCGAUCACCGUGCGCCCCGCACAGGUUGUGGACCGUCUGAGCCUAUGCUUGGGGUGGGGGAUUGUGUGUGUGUGUGUGUGGAUGUGUAAGUUUUGUUUCCCAGCUCUCACCUGCCAUUUAAUCCUGGUUUGAAGACGAUCUUCAUGGAGAUGGUCUAACUGUGAGAAGAAGUCAAAGGUGACUCCCAAGUGGCAGAGGAUUCUGGGAAGCAGUGUUCUAGCUGCUGGGGUUCUAGACCAAGAGUCCCACCAAGCCAGCUCCUAGGUCACUUGUCAAAGUUGGAAGCUGAUUUCUUGUUUUGUUUUUGUUUCUUCCAGCUUUAGAGUGUUGAAUAAAGGAGCAAAAGGGUUUAAAGACACUGAAAAAAAAAAAUCUUGUUUAGACAACCCAAGGCCGAAACAAAACAGAAAUCGCCAUUCUCAUAUGAGGCGAGCCCCACACCAUCCUGGCGUGUUUUUCUUGGGGAACUGCUUGUUUUGCAUCUUUUAACUGACGCUCCUUAUCAACUCUCAGUGGCCAAUGUCCCUACAGUCCUGGAAAAUCUUUACAAAGACAUGUAGAGAUUUCCGAGUUGUGUAUUUUGUGAAACACCUGGAAGAGUGCCGGUGGAGACCUUGCCUUCCGCUUAAGAGGACUGGGGUGAGGGGUCUGGGGGUCCCGAUGCAGGAAGUCUGCCAGACCUGCUGCAUGUCGGUGUCAGUGGGAUGCUCACACACUUCUGUGACCUCCAGGGAAAAUGGGGCUCCUGAAAGAGAAUAUCCCUACAAAUAUAUUUUAAAGUAUUUACUCCAGAUAUACCUAUCCAAUUCUGUUUCCAGCAUCAAACUAAAAAUCGCUAACCUUUUAAAUGGUGGAGUCAACUUCCUGUGAAUUCUUACUGACAACUAAUAGAUGGUGUAUGGGAUCCAUUCGUAUACACAGCACAGGAGGAGAAACCGGGUUGGAAGCCAGUUCCAUGGAGGUCCCAAAAAAUAAAUACAAGCGGUUCUGAGAUGUGCAUUAGUGUAAAUAAUACAUGUGCAGGCUAGGCCAAUAGUUUUACUUCAGAAACAUAAGUGCGAUUUUUUGCUUUAAAAAUAUUGUGCCCUCCCGAUGGUGAGGGAUACAGAGUAUGUUUCAGCUUUAACUAUUUUUUAAUUUUAUUCAACCCAGAGCACUUUUUUUUUAAAA